Anopheles funestus (African malaria mosquito) is the source of this 693-nucleotide messenger RNA. Its product is annotated as SKI/DACH domain-containing protein 1-like. Bases 1 to 693 code for a protein of 230 amino acids. The record is from RefSeq and is a predicted model, not a curated record. Lineage: Eukaryota; Metazoa; Arthropoda; Insecta; Diptera; Culicidae. The transcript is spliced from 3 exons.
AUGGGAAGUAUUGCGGCGAUGGCCAAGUCACACGCCUGGAAGUCGCCGGACGGCGUGGUAAAGUGUGCAGGUGUGCAGCGAGUGGUGUGCCGGAAGCAAGGUACGGCCGCCAAGAUUGACAAAGGAAACUUCAACUUUUUGAACCCGCUCGCUUAUCCGACGGCGGCAAGCGCGGCGGCAGCAGCGGCAGCGGCGGCGGCAGCAGCAGCAGCAGCAGCGAACGGUGGUACGGGUAGCGGGGGCGGCAUCAGUAGCACCGGCAGCAGCGGAAGUACCAGUGGUGGUGGUACCGCAGGCUCGAUCGGAACCAGCCUUGCCGGGUUGGGCGGUGCAACAGGUGCGGGAGCGAUCGGUGGCAGUAACGUUGGUGCGUCGGCCAGCGGCGGCACGGCGUCGGCGGCUGCAGCGGCGGCGGCGGCAGCGGCAGCAGCGGCGGCAGCGGCAGUAAGCGGCAACAACCAUCCGCACCAUCCGCACCAUCCACAUCCGCAUCAUCACCACCAUCACCAUCCGCACCAUCCGCACCACCAUCCGCACCAUCAUCCGCACCACCAUCCGCACUUUGGACCGUUGGGCGGCGGUGCGGACGCGGGCGGCUCGAUCGGUGGACCGGGUGUCAGCAUCGGCGGUGCCGGAGGCGGCGUCGGCGGAAUAGGCGGUGGUGCAGGUGCGGUGGUGGUAUACCCGGUCUAA